AUGUCCCAAUACAACGGAAAUCCCCAAUAUCCACCUGCACAACGUCCUGCCUCACCACAACAGCCUUAUUAUGCUGGUCCCCCACAACGUGCCCUUUCGAACAAUAGUCAACGCUCGGCUAAAUCAGGUCGUCUAGCACCUCCACCUGCCGAUGGUGGAUAUUCUCCUCAACAAUCCAUUGGAUACUCUGGUCCUCCUGGUCCAGGUGGCGCUGGAGGAUACAACCGCAAUAUCGGCCAUGUUGGGUUCGAUAUUGAUGAGAGAGACAAUGCUGGUUUGUUAAACAAUCAAGGCAGAGCCGGUGGAACUCCACCUAGAACUCACUCCAAACUCGAUAGAAAAGCGACCAUGAACCGUAGAUCCAUUUGUCACGUCCCAUUGACGGAUGGCAACCUAGUCAUGGAUUGCCCAGUUCCUCGGCAGUUACUAGAGAAUGCACACUUCAAGGGUGAGCGUGAGUUCGAGUUUAUGCGCUACACUGCUGCCACCUGUGACCCUAACGACUUCUUCAAUGAGCGUUACACUCUCCGUCCCACUCUCUAUCGUCGCCAGACCGAGCUCUUCAUUGUCAUGACCAUGUAUAACGAAGAUGACGAGCUGUUCAUCAAGACCAUGGGCUCAGUCAUGAAGAACAUUGCUCAUCUUUGCACACGUGCAAAGUCCAAGACCUGGGGCAAAGAUGGUUGGAAGAAAGUAGUCGUCUGUGUUGUGGCAGACGGUCGCAAGAAAUGUCAUCCACGUGUGCUCAAGGUCCUGGCUGCCAUGGGUGCUUAUCAAGAGGGUAUUGCCAAAGAUACAGUUGCAGGGAAACCUGUCACAGCUCACAUCUACGAGUAUACAACUCAGGUCAUGGUGGACUCGGACCUCAAGGUCCGCAGCUCAGACCGUGGUAUUGUCCCUGUCCAGAUCCUAUUCUGUCUCAAGGAGCAGAAUAAGAAAAAGUUGAACUCCCAUCGUUGGUUCUUCAACGCAUUUGCACCUCAACUUAACCCCAAUGUGUGUAUUCUCCUUGAUGUCGGAACGAAGCCCUCAGGAACUAGUAUCUACCAUCUGUGGAAGGCCUUCGACCGUGACUCUUCUAUCGGAGGUGCAUGUGGUGAAAUUUGUGCCGAUUUAGGACCCAAUUGUAGCAACUUGUUGAACCCUCUGGUGGCAUCGCAGAACUUUGAGUACAAGAUGUCAAAUAUCUUGGACAAGCCUCUCGAGUCUGUCUUUGGAUACAUUUCAGUCUUGCCAGGAGCAUUCUCUGCAUACCGUUACAAAGCCUUGAAGGACUCUUCGCCUGGUGUAGGACCUUUGUCGUCGUACUUCAAGGGAGAGACCAUGCAUACCUCUGGAGAUGCUGGUAUUUUCGAGUCCAACAUGUACCUCGCAGAGGACCGUAUCUUGUGUUUCGAGCUGGUGGCCAAGAAGAACGAGGCUUGGUUGCUCAAGUAUGUAAAGUCUGCGAAGGCAGCAACGGAUGUGCCUGAUAAUAUCGGAGAGUUCAUUUCACAACGUCGUCGUUGGUUGAACGGCUCAUUCUUUGCAGCCUUCUAUUCGCUCGCACAUUUCACCCGUAUUAUCACUUCAGGACAAGGCUUCUUCCGCAAGAUAUUUUUGUUGAUUGAAUUUUUGUAUAACGCCGUCAACUUGAUCUUCAAUUGGUUCUCGCUGGCAAACUUUUAUCUGACAUUUUAUUUCCUGAUCAAGGCAGCUGCCAACAACUCGAACAAAGACUUUUCACCCUUUGGAAAUUGGGGAAAUAUCACUUUUGAGGUGAUGCGUGAGAUGUAUAUUGCCUCGAUCAUCAUUGUCUUCAUCUGCUCUCUCGGAAACCGACCACAAGGAUCAAGAAUCAUCUUUUUGACUGUGAUAGGAUUGUUUGCAAUCAUUAUGGGUUUCAUGCUCUAUCUCGCAGCUGCUACAGUCUACACGGUUGUUUCACCCGUUGCGGGUAACUAUCGUCAGAUGCUUGACUUGAUGAACGAGCGAGGCCCCUUCCGUGAUACAGUGAUUUCGUUGCUGUCAACCUACGGUCUUUACAUUGUUUCGUCGUUGAUGCAUCUUGAGCCCUGGCAUAUGUUCACAUCGUUCAUGUCAUACUUGUUCCUGUUGCCCGCAUAUAUCAACAUCUUGAUGGUUUAUGCGUUCUGUAACACGCACGACGUCUCGUGGGGAACUAAGGGAGAUAACAAGGCGCCAGAGUUGGGAGGAGCUACCGUUGUCACCAAAGAUGGCAAGGAAGUCAUCAAGUUAGAGAAACCCACGUCAAGAGAGGAUGUUGAUGCAAUUUAUGAGCUUAACAUGCAAGAGUUGUCAGUCCGCCCAGAUUAUGUAAAGGAGAAGCGUGACAAGAAGACGAAACAAGAGGAUUACUACAAGAUGUUCAGAACUCGAUUGGUUUUGACCUGGAUGUUCACAAACGCGAUGUUGGUGAUCGGAAUGACAAGUGACUGGAUUGGUAAAAACGAUACCCUCGCUACUAGGCCACCAACUAACGAAGAGAUGUUCCAUCCUUAUCUGUCGAUGAUCUUCUGGAGUGUCGCUGCAUUGAGCUCUGUACGCUUCGUCGGAUCAACUAUGUACUUGAUCCUCAGAGCGUUGUUUGGUUAA
Molecule: messenger RNA, 2595 nt
Organism: Lobosporangium transversale
Lineage: Eukaryota; Fungi; Mortierellomycota; Mortierellomycetes; Mortierellales; Mortierellaceae
Product: glycosyltransferase family 2 protein
Exons: 2
Coding region: 1-2595 (864 amino acids)
Cellular component (GO): cell periphery; cell septum
Molecular function (GO): chitin synthase activity
Source: RefSeq, a predicted model, not a curated record